UAUAACCCUAAAUAAAAACAUAACCUUUUCAUUAACCUUACUUUAUCAGGUGAAAGUAAAUAGUUACCAGUUGAUAAUUUGCGGCUAAUUUUCUACUUAUUUCACAAUAAGUUAACUGAUAUGCUAUUUGAUAUCCUUUUUUGACCACAAAAACGAAGUCGAGAUGGAUAUCGAUGACCUUUUCGACUGUUUCAAUCAAGUUACAAAAAUUGAAGUUGCGAAGGAUUCACAAGGUUCUAAAAGGCCAAGAAAUGAUACUCCGGAUGAAACUGAAUCACCAAAAAAAGCCAAAUUAGAUUCUGAAGAUUUGGAACAAUUCAAACAAAUUCUCUCUGAAGAAUUGAAGAAUAGAGUGGUCGUUUAUAGUUUAGACACAAUUGACUCCUGCUCCCAUGAAGUAGCUUAUCCUUCCAAACAAGCAGCAGUCCCUCUUGUGGCUUCUCAAGGGGAACCAGCAAAGAAAUACAAGUUUGUUUUGGAUCCUUUUCAGAAAGAAUCUAUUUUAUGUAUUGAAAACAAUCAAUCAGUUCUUGUUUCUGCCCAUACAUCUGCUGGAAAAACUGUCAUUGCAGAGUAUGCAAUAGCUUUAUGUCUGAAAAAUAAACAGAGAGUAAUUUAUACAAGUCCCAUUAAAGCACUGUCAAAUCAGAAGUAUCGAGAAUUUAAUGACGAAUUUAAGGAUGUUGGAUUGAUGACUGGAGACGUUACAAUUAAUCCAACAGCAUCAUGCUUGAUCAUGACAACAGAGAUUUUGCGAAAUAUGUUGUACAAAGGAUCUGAUGUUAUCAGGGAGGUUGCCUGGAUUAUUUUUGAUGAAAUCCAUUAUAUGAGAGAUAAAAGUAGAGGGGUAGUUUGGGAAGAGACUUUGAUUAUGCUACCACAUAAUGCACGUUUUGUGUUUCUUUCUGCUACCAUUCCUAACGCUAAACAGUUUAUACAGUGGAUUUCACAUAUACAUCAACAGACCUGUCAUGUUGUUUACACAGAUUAUAGGCCAACACCUUUACAACAUUACUUGUUUCCAGCUGGUGGUAGUGGAAUUCAUAUGGUAGUUGAUGAAAAUGGAACUUUCCAAGAAGAUAACUUCAAUGGGGCAAUGACAGAGUUGCAGAAUGCCGGUGAAGCAGCAAAAGGUGAUCAAAAAGGCAGAAAAGGGGGAGUUAGAAAUAAAGAUGCCACUCAAACCGAUAUCUAUAAGAUGGUGAAGAUGACAGUAGAAAGAAAUUUUGCACCUGUCAUUGUUUUUAGUUUUUCAAAGAAAGACUGUGAACUUUAUGCAAAACAGAUGACCAAAAUGGAUUUCAAUACCACUUCUGAGAAAUUAGCUGUUGAUGAGAUUUUCAACAAUGCCAUUCAAGUUCUUUCUGAGGAAGACCAAGAUUUACCAUAUAUUAAGCAUAUGAUUCCUCUGCUGAGAAGGGGAAUAGGCAUUCAUCAUGGAGGAUUACUUCCAGUUAUUAAAGAAACGGUUGAGAUAUUAUUUGGUGAAGGUCUUAUCAAAGUUUUAUUCGCAACUGAGACCUUUGCUAUGGGAUUAAACAUGCCUGCCAGAACUGUUAUUUUCACUGAUAUGAGAAAAUUUGAUGGGCAAAAACAUAGAUGGGUGACAUCUGGAGAGUACAUACAGAUGGCUGGUAGGGCAGGUAGAAGAGGUUUGGACGAUAAAGGUAUUGUCAUAUCAAUGAUAAACGAGAAAGUACCUUCUGCGGCAUGUCGUAGUAUAAUCAAAGGUUUACCUGAUCCGCUGAAUUCCGCAUUCCAUUUGACUUACAAUAUGGUUCUCAAUCUGCUACGAGUUGAAGUAAUCGAUCCGGAUUAUAUGCUGGAAAAAUCUUUUUUCCAAUUCCAAAACCAGACUGAAAUUCCUCGUUUAUUUGACGAUUAUGAAGCAAAACUGGAGAAAUAUAAUGAAUUUGAGAUAGAAAAUGAACCAGAAGUCGAGUCAUAUCAUGUUCUGAAGCAACAGCUGGAGACAUUGUACAUCCAGACCAGAAAAUUCAUGUUGGAACCUAAAGUAUUGGGACGUUUCUUGAAAAACGGUAGAGUUAUGAAGGUAUCAACUCCUGAGGGUGAAUAUGACUGGGGUAUAGUAGUUGGCUGUAAGUGGCUAAAAAAUGGCAAAAAAAAGGACAAAAAGGUUGAAAUUGAUAUGCUCCUUAAUGUUAUUCAAGACGAUGAAAGUGAUAGUAACAAACCAGCUCUUCUUGAGGAUAAGGAUGGUCAAAUGGAAAUUAUUCCUGUAGAUUCCAGUUAUGUAACCCAUAUUUCUUCUGGUAGAUGCAAUUUUUCAGGAGACUGGAAAAGUAAGGAAAUCAAAAAGAUGAUAAAACCUUGGCUGAGGAAACUCAAGGAGGAUCAUCCAGAUGGUAUUCCAUUGCUGGAUCCUGUUAAAGAUAUGAAAAUAAAUGAUCCCAGCCUCACUGAUAUCAUGGAUCAAAUUGCAAAAAUACAAGACAAGAUUAAAAAGCACCCAUUCGCCAAGCAUCCUUCGAUGAAAGAAAUAUAUAAAAAAUAUAAAGAGAAAAUCAACUGUCAAUCAGAAUUGGAGGAAGUUAGGAUAAAAUUGCUGGAUGCCAAGAAGAUUAUACAAAUGGACGAGCUUAAAUGCCGCAAAAGAGUAUUGAGGAGGCUUGAUUAUUGUACAAAAGAGGAUGUCAUCGAGCUGAAAGGCAGAGUGGCUUGCGAAUUGAGCAGUGCGGAUGAGCUUCUUCUGACAGAACUACUAUUCAACGGUGUGUUCAACAACCUUACCCCAGCUGAGGCAACUGCACUCCUGAGCUGUUUUGUUUGCACCGAGAAAUCGGACAAGCCCCCAAAAAUCAGGGAAAGUUUAAAUGGCCCCUUCAGGCAGAUGCAGGACAUAGCCCGAAGAAUAGCCAAAGUCAAUGCAGAAUGUCGGUUGACAGUUGAUGAAGAAACUUAUGUACAGUCUUUCCGCCCGUUUCUGAUGGAUAUAGUGUACAGGUGGUGUAAUGGAGCUUCCUUCAGAGAUCUUUUAGAUCCAGAUAUUUACGAAGGUUCGGUUAUUCGCUGCAUGAGGCGUUUGGAGGAACUUUUGAGGCAGAUGGUGCAAGCCUCCAAAGUAAUUGGGAAUCACGAGUUGGAAGAUAAGUUUGAAGAUGGAAUUAAAAUGAUCAAGAGGGAUAUCAUAUUUGCAGCCAGUUUAUAUUUGUAAUUGCAUCUCAAUGAUUUCUGAUGAAAUUCUAAUGUACAUAUCAAGGAAUAAUGUAAAUUCUGAAGUGAUUUCUGUGGAAAUCAUUUGUAUGUAAAUAAAUUUGACAUAGUUUA
This is a messenger RNA of Coccinella septempunctata (seven-spotted ladybird), 3288 nucleotides long. Its product is annotated as exosome RNA helicase MTR4-like. The transcript has 13 exons. The record is from RefSeq and is a predicted model, not a curated record. Bases 164 to 3175 code for a protein of 1003 amino acids. Lineage: Eukaryota; Metazoa; Arthropoda; Insecta; Coleoptera; Coccinellidae. Gene Ontology annotation, biological process: RNA catabolic process; maturation of 5.8S rRNA. Gene Ontology annotation, cellular component: nucleus. Gene Ontology annotation, molecular function: RNA helicase activity; RNA binding; ATP binding.